Molecule: messenger RNA, 12043 nt
Organism: Aptenodytes forsteri (emperor penguin)
Lineage: Eukaryota; Metazoa; Chordata; Aves; Sphenisciformes; Spheniscidae
Gene: FRAS1
Product: Fraser extracellular matrix complex subunit 1
Biological process (GO): cell communication
Cellular component (GO): membrane
Molecular function (GO): protein binding
Source: RefSeq, a predicted model, not a curated record
AUGGCCAUCUGGAGAAUGCGACUUGGAGAUGAGAACGGCCCACUGCUUAUGAGGACAGCUGAUACCACCGUAGCUGUCUCCUUCUCCAACUGGACGGUGGGGUGGACUGGCUCUGGUGCCGAGAAUAACACAAUUUGGAAGCCAGAUUCUUGCCAAGACUGCCGUUGCCAUAGCAAUAUUGUCACCUGUGAACCUACUGUCUGCAAACACCCUUGGUGUGACUUUCAGAAGGGAGAAGUGCUCCAAAUAGCCCCCAACAAGUGCUGCCCUGAGUGUGUGUCCCGAGCUGAAGGAUUUUGCCAGCAUGAAGGACAGAUCCACAGCCACGGCACGCAGUGGGCCAGCUCUGGAUGUGUCCAGUGCUCCUGUGCCCAUGGGAAGGUGAACUGCACCCCCACGGCCUGCCCAGCCCUCACUUGUGGACGAGGAGAGCUGCAAUACACUGCUCAGGGAUCCUGCUGUCCCAAAUGUGUGGGCCGUGGCGAGCCUUGCUCCUUUGAUGGACGCUUGUUCCGGGAUGGUGAGGACUGGCGCCUUGGUCGGUGCUCCAAAUGCAUCUGCGGGGACGGCACGACGCAGUGCUUCACAGCUUCCUGCCAGCCUCUGCUGUGCGGCCAGGAUGAAGUUAUGGUUAUGUCUCCUGGAAAAUGCUGCCCAGAAUGCAUUCCAAAGCCCUGCUCGGUGUCAGGAAGAGUGUACCAGCAUGGCGAACAGUGGAAAAAAAAUACCUGCACUGCAUGUGCGUGUCACAGAGGAGAAGUCAGGUGUCUGAGAGAGACCUGUGACUCUGUUACCUGUGAGAAGGGGGAGAACAAAGUGCAGCGUCCUGGGAAGUGCUGUGAGGAGUGUGUGUCUUCCAAGGGAAACUGCUUGUAUGAUGGCACUAUCAGGUACCACAGUGAGAUGUGGAAUAGUACUGGCUGUGACUUCUGCGUGUGUGAUGAAGGGCAAGUCACUUGCCAGGAAGCAGAGUGUGCCAGAGUGGAGUGUGCCAAGGGUGAAGAAUUAAUUCACUUAGAUGGGAAGUGCUGUCCUGAAUGUAUUUUAAGUAAUAGUUACUGUGUUUACAAAGAACAUACCAAAGCUAACGGAGAGAAAUGGGAAGAAGGGCCGUGCGGAGAAUGCGAAUGCCGGGACGCAGAGGUGACCUGCUUCCAGCGCUCCUGCCCGCCCUGCCCGCUGGGCAGCCUGGCUGUGGAGGUGAAGGGUGACUGCUGCCCGCGCUGCGAGCCAGUUGAGUGCCACCCAGACUGUUUGACCUGCUCUCAGUCCUUUGAUCACUGUAACGCCUGCCGAGACACAAGGAGGCAGCUGCAGAAUGGGCGCUGUGUGCAGACGUGUGAAUCGGGCUUCUACCAGGAUGGGGGGACUUGCUUAGCCUGCAAUGAAACAUGCUCAGCCUGUACCAAUGGAUUUGAGUGCUCCUCGUGCCAGACAUCCCUGCUAAUGAAGAACGGGCAGUGUGUGACUUCGUGUGGGAAGGAAUACUUUCGGGAUCAGCUCCUCUGCACAGCUUGUCACGAGUCCUGUUCCUCAUGCUGGGGUGCUGCUGAGAACAAUUGUUUGUCCUGCAAAGACACAUCACGCGUGCUAAAAGCAGGGCUCUGCGUGGCCAGCUGUGGACAGGGAUUUUAUACAAAGGAUGGAAUCUGCAGCGCUUGUGACCAGUUCUGUGAAACAUGCUAUUCAGACCAACCCAGAUGUUUGACCUGUGCUUCAGAUAAGUUGUUACAUGAUGGGAAGUGCAUUUCAGAGUGCCCGGACGGAUAUUUCCCAAGUAGCAAUGGAAGAUGCAGAGCUUGUCAUGAUUCAUGCUCCACAUGUGAGGGACCUCUGGCCACUCACUGCACCUCCUGUUCCUUUCCUCUGGCGUUGCACCGGGGCCAGUGCCUGCUGGGCUGUGGAGAGGGUUUUUACCAGGAUCAUGACAUCUGCAAGGGUUGCCACCCAUCCUGCCGCACCUGCGUUGGCCCGGGGGCCUCUCAUUGCCUGCAGUGCAGGGCGCCAGAGGACGUACUGCAGCCUCACCAGCCCGUGGAAGGAGCUGUACAUGGCCUUUGCCUCUCUCGCUGCCAAGCCCGGUUCUACGUGGAUAGCACAGGAGUCUGCAAACAGUGCCACUCCUCCUGUGCAGGCUGUGUGGGGAACACUUCCCAGGACUGCAUGGCUUGUCUGUCUUCCCACGUCCUGCUUGAAGGCAGAUGCCUCUCUGAGUGCCCAGAGGGGCUGUUCAGCCACGAAGAUCACUGCUACUCCUGUCAUCCAUCCUGCAAGACAUGCCGUGGCCCUUCCGAUUUGGAGUGCUUAACCUGCCAUCCCCAUGCGACUCUAGCUAGUGGAAAGUGCAGGACUAGCUGCAAGGAAGAGCAGUAUCUGAACCUGGUGGGAUAUUGUGUGGACUGCCACCCUUUGUGCCGUCAGUGUGUGGCCAACCUGCGGGACACCGGCAGCAUCUGUCUGAAGUGCCAGAACGCCCGUCACUUGCUCCUGGGAGAUCACUGCGUUCCUGACUGUCCGGUGGGAUACUAUGCGGAGAAUGGUGCCUGCAAAAGGUGUCACCCCUCAUGUAAAACCUGCACCGGCGGGGGUCCUUCUUCCUGCUCUUCCUGCAACACCAGCCUGGUUCUCUCCCACACCAGCACGUGUGUGCCAGUCUGUUCCCCGGGAUACUACAGGGACGACAGGCAGACCUGCAGGCCUUGCAACAGCCAGUGCCUGAGCUGUGAAUCAGCCACUGGCUGCACGUCAUGCAGAGAUCCAGCUAAGGUCCUGUUAUUUGGAGAAUGCCAGUAUGAGAGCUGUGCUCAGCAGUAUUAUCUGGAUUUUUCCAGCAAGACUUGCAGAGAGUGUGACUGGAGCUGUAAUGCUUGUAAAGGUCCCCAGAGGACCGACUGCCUGCAGUGUAUGGAGGGCUACAUUCUCCAUGAAGGAGCUUGUGUGGAACAGUGCCCUGCAGCUUUCUACAAGGAAUCGGACACAUGCCAGAGGUGUGAUCAACACUGCCUUCAGUGUCGCCAACCAGAUGAGUGCAGCCUUUGUGAAGCCCCGUUUUUCCUCUUGGACACUUACUGUGUUCACAAAUGUGGGAAGCGAUAUUAUGCAGACCAUGCACAGCGGAAGUGCACAGCUUGUCCUCCUGGAUGCUUGGAGUGUGACAGCGACAGCCUGUGCCACCUCUGUGACAGCACCAUGUUUCUGAAAAAUAAGAUUUGUGUUUCUGCCUGUGGCCAGGGUUUCUAUGGCAAUACGUGGACCAGAGAGUGUGAAGAAGCCAGCAAGCAUCCCUCGAGCUUCCAUGUGAACGGUACCCUCACAGUAGGAAUUGGCGGGAUAAAGCCCCUAGACCUCUCCUUACUGGGUGUGCGCGGUCUGGAUGGUGACACAGGACAGCUCUUGUUCCAUAUCGAGAGCCCUCCCUCCAAUGGCAGGCUAGUGAUGGUGGUGAAUGGGAAAGAGGUGCAGCUGAGCAAAGGCGACCACUUCAGCUGCAAGGAUGUGAGGGAGAAGAGAGUCCGCUUUGUGCACAGCGAAGAGAAAUCCAGGAAAGGACAGUUUUCCCUGAAGGUCAGCGAUCAACGGUUCUUCUCUCAUCCUGAGGUGGUCAACAUUCAAGCAUUUUCAACACAGGCCCCAUAUGUGUUCAGAAAUGAGGCCCUCCUUGUCCACAGAGGGAAAAUGGGAACUAUAACAGAACUGUUGCUUGGUGUGAGAGACAGUGACAAUCCUCGGGACGUUGUGCUGACGGUUUUAGAGCCUCCACGUCACGGGCGGCUGACCGAACCUCCUGGAGACUCAGCUUCUGCAGUCCACAUAUUCCGCUUGGAUGACCUUGCCGGAGGACUGCUGCGUUAUGCUCACGAUGGCUCUGACACUCGGGAUGAUGCAGUUCUUUUGCAAGUGAAUGAUGGGUAUCACUUCCAGAACAUCCUGUUCCACAUUAAGAUUGCUCCCAAGAAUAACCGAAGCCCUCAGCUGGUGACAAAUUCCUUGGUCUGGGUGCCCCAGGGAGGCAUGCUACAGAUCUCCAAGACAAUUCUGCACGCCAAGCUACCCGGUGCCCGUGACUCGGAGAUAACCUACACCAUCAUCAAGGACCAGCCAAGACAUGGUGAAGUGGUGCUUCUGGUCCCAAUGCCGGCAGAUGGCCCAGCAGACUCGUGGCAGCUUUUGCCUGAUGGAAGAGCAGCCUCACCUACAGCCUCUUUUACCCAGCAGGACAUCAACGAAGGCAUUGUGUGGUACAGGCACUCUGGAUCCGAAGUAGAGAGUGACUCCUUCCAAUUCCAGGUGGCCAGCUCUGCCAGUCCACAAACCAGCUUGGAAAGCCACGUGUUCAACGUUGCUGUUCUCCCACAGUCACCCAGAGCACCUCAGCUUUCCCUCGGCUCCUCUUUGCACAUGGCUGUGCUGGAGGACCGUGUGACAGUGAUUGAGCCACAUCACCUCUCCUUUGUAGACCCGGAGAUUCCCAGUGAGAAAAUCCUGUUCAACGUGACUGUCCCUCUCCUUCCUGGCCAAGGUAUUGUGGAGCAUAGAGACAGGCCUCUCUCCCCAGUCAGGUAUUUCACCCAAGCAGAUAUAAACCACGGCAAGAUUGCUUAUCGUCCUCCGACUGCAGCUCCUCACUUGAGAGAGAUCAUUGCGUUCUCCUUUGCGGGUCUCCCAGAGUCAGUGAAAUUCCGAUUCACAGUGUCUGAUGGAGAACACACAACCCCGGAGAUGGUGUUUGUCAUUCAUUUGCUCUCUGCGGAGCAGCAGCCUCCAGUCUUCCAGAUCACAGCUCCGUUCCUGGAGGUCAGCCAGGGGGGCAAAGCCACCAUCGGGAUCCAGUUGGCCGUGAGCGACACGGAUACAGCUCCCGAGGGUCUUUUCUUUGAGCUGGUGAAACCUCCCCAUCAUGGCAUUGUGCUCAAGUACAGCGCAGGCGUGCAGGAGCGCAUGAGAGCAGGUGACACCUUCACCUACGAGGACGUCACUCGAAAUGCUCUGCAGUACGUGCAUGAUGGUUCAUCGGCAGCAGAGGACAGCAUGGAAAUCUCUGUCACCGACGGUGUCACCACAGUGACCACAGUGCUGAGGGUGGAAGUGUCCCUGCUGGAUAACAACGGUCCGCAGCUGGCCCCGGGCUGCUUGUUGGCAAUCACCGUGGCUAGUAAAAGCUCUGUGACUCUCUCUCGAUUGCACCUCGCUUAUAUUGACAACAAUUCUCCUGACUCAGAGAUAAGAAUCCAGUUAAUAUCUCUGCCUGCAUAUGGCACCCUCUUACGGAUGUCUGGCUCUCAUGAUGAAGAGCUUUCCAAGGUUUAUAAUUUCACCAUGGAAGACAUCAACAACCAGAGGAUCAGCUACUCCACCAUGUUUGAGACCAGCAAUCAGCCAGUUACGGACAUCUUCCACUUCACUGUUUUUGAUGCUGAUAACAACCGGCUUGACAGACAGAUGUUCACCGUCACUAUCACGUCUGCCCACACAAUGCCGUCGCUCAUUGCUUUUGCUGACCAUAUCACUGUGGAUGAGGGGGGCAGGAUCCCACUGCUGGCUCAUCACCACUUAGCUGCUGAUUACGAUACUGCUGCCAAGGAAGACCUGAGGGUCACAGUUAUCACUCUGCCUAUGUUUGGCUACAUUGAAAACACUAAGACAGGUGAGAGUUUUGGCCCACAGAGUGAGUCUGCUGUGACAGCAGACGCAUCCUUUUCCCUUCAAGAUGUUCUAGAGAACAGCAUUUACUACUUCCAGAGCGUCCAUGAAAGCAUCGAGCCAACAAGUGAUGUUUUCAGCUUUUACGUGAGCGAUGGCUUCAGCCAGUCUGAGGUGCAGAGCAUUAACAUCACAAUUCAGCGGCAGAACGAUGAGCCCCCAAAGAUGGUGCUGGACUCUGUCAGAGUGCACGAGGGCUCUGGUGUGGUCGUUACCAAUGCCUCCCUCAACUUGCAAGACUUGGACACCCAGAACAGUGAGCUUGUCAUCAUGGUUACCAAAAGUCCUGAACAUGGUCAUCUCCGCAGGAGGCAGACUGCUGCAGAGCCCCCGGAGCAUGGACGUGAGCUGUCCAUGGGCUCAUCCUUCACCUACCAGGACAUUUUGGAUGAGCUGAUCGUUUAUACUCAGAGCGGUGCAGCAGCACAAACAGACGAGUUUGGCUUCUCCAUCACGGAUGGUCUCUACACGCAGACGGGGAGGCUGGAGUUCUUCACGGAGCUGCCAAAGAAGCAGCCACCCACAUUAGCUGUCAACAGGGGCCUGCAGCUCCCAGUUGGCUCUGCAGCAUACCUCACAGAUCAGCACUUGAAAGCAGAAGCUAUUUAUUCAGAAGACACAACGAUUAGAUUUGUCAUGAAGAGGGAUCCCAGCAUCGGCCAUCUGCAGUUGACCAAAAUUGAUAAUCCAGUCCAGAUCUCUGUCGAAGGACCUGUCAAAAGUUUCACCCAGGCUGAUAUAAAUAAAGGGCAAGUGGUGUACAGUCACAAGAAAGGGGAUCCUGGUGGAAAUUUCGCCUUCACCUUUGAUGUGAUCGAUGCAGACGGCAACAAACUGACGGACCAGGUUUUUUAUAUUAGUGUAUUAGAGGACAGAUUUCCCCCCUCCAUCAUCGCUAACAAAGGGCUGGUCUUGGAUGAGAAUUCGGCGAAGACGAUCACAACCCUCCAGCUCUCUGCCACUGACCAGGACAGCGAGCCGACCCAGCUCCAGUACAAGCUCACCAAGCAGCCACAGCUGGGGCACCUGGAGCAUGCAGCCUCCCCAGGGACAAGAAUUAGUUCUUUCAGCCAGGCAGACUUGGCCGCUCGCAGCAUCCAGUAUGUCCACACCAGUGACAUUGAAAAGCAUACGGAUGCGUUCACCUUUACUGUUUCUGAUGGAACGAAUGAGGUGAGCCAAACGUUUGACAUCACCAUAAACCCUGUGGAUGACUCCUUACCCAUAGUGCAAAGCCUCGGGAUGACAGUUCAGGAAGGUGUGAGAAAAACCAUCACAGAGUUUAUGCUUAAAGCAACAGAUGCUGACACAGAGGCUGAGUCAAUUACGUUCACAGUCAUGCAGCCCCCUCGGCAUGGCCUGAUUGAAUGCACCAGCAAUGGACAGCGUUACCACCAAGCCACCACCUUCACGAUGGACGACAUCUACCAGAACCGCAUCAGCUACAGUCAUGAUGGUAGCAACUCGCUGAAGGAUCGCUUCACUUUCACUGUGUCUGAUGGGACCAAUCCCUUCUUCAUUAUGGAGGAUGGGGGGAAGAAGGUUGUGACAGCAGCACCGCAGCGCUUCAAAGUGGACAUUCUCUCUGUGGAUGAUGGGACACCCAGGGUCGUCACCAACCUGGGUUUACAGUGGCUGGAGUACAUGGAUGGCAAGGCAACCAAUCUAAUCACUAAGAAGGAAUUACUGACGACAGAUCCUGAUACAGAUGACAAACAGCUGGUCUAUGAGAUAACAACUGGUCCCAGAAAUGGUUAUGUGGAGAACAAGCUGAAACCAGGGACAACUGUGACCACCUUUACGCAGGAGGACGUGAACCAGGGCCUCAUUCGGUACGUGAUGCAUGAGGAGAAGGUUCAGGAGACCAUGGACAGCUUUCAGUUCCUAGUGAAGGACAGCAAACCCAAUGUGGUCAGUGGCAACGUCUUCCAUGUCCAGUGGUCACUCCUCAGCUUUACUUACACCAGCUACAAUGUCAGAGAGAGCGCAGGCUCUGUGAGCAUCACCGUGAGGCGGAUUGGUAACCUCAACCAGUACGCGAUUGUCUUGUGCCGCACAGAGCAGGGAACGGCCACCUCCAGCUCUGGUUCACAGCCGGGAGAGCAGGACUACGUGGAGUACGCGGGGCAGGUGCAGUUUGAGGAGCGGGAGGACACCAAGGCCUGCACCAUCACCAUUAACGAUGACAACGUCUUUGAGAGCAUGGAGACCUUUGCCGUGGAGCUCAGCAUGCCGGCUUAUGCUCUGCUGGGGAACGUCACCCGGGCCACGGUCACCAUCACUGACACAGAGGACGAGCCCACCCUGCAGUUUGACAGGAAAACAUACCACGUCAGCGAGAGCGCUGGUUUUCUCUCUGCUCCUGUUGAAAGGAAAGGGGAUACCAGCAGCACUGUGUCUGCCGUCUGCUACACUGUCCCCAAAUCAGCCAAGGGAAGCAGCCUUUAUAUGCUGGAAUCCGGCUCCGACUUCAAGUCCCGGGGGAUGGCGGAUGACAGCCGCGUUGUUUUUGGUCCGGGUGUCACCAUGACGACAUGUGACAUCAUGCUGAUCGAUGACAGUGAAUACGAAGAAGAAGAGGAGUUUGAGAUCGUAUUGGCCGAUGCCUCAGAUAAUGCACGCAUUGGCAGCCGGGCUUCAGCCAACGUCUUCAUCAGUGGACCCAACGAUGCCUCUACAGUGUUCCUGGGGAAUGCUACUUUCACCGUCAGUGAGGCUGCAGGAAGCAUUGAGAUUCCAGUCCUCCGACAGGGACCUGAUCUCUCAACCCCCAUCUCGGUGUGGUGUGCCACUCGGACGUCAGACCCUCCAUCUGCCAGCCCGGGAAUUGAUUACGUCCCCAGCUCCAGAAAAAUAGAGUUCAGGCCAGGCAAGACAGAAGAGUUCUGCACUCUGACAAUCCUGGACGAUGCGCAGUACCCGGUGAUAGAAGGGCUGGAGACAUUUGUUGUUUACCUCAGCUCACCCCAUGGAGCUGAGCUGACAAAGCCAUUCCAAGCGAUCGUGGCCAUUAAUGACAUCUUCCAAGACGUACCAAGCAUGCAGUUCACCAAGGAUGCAUACACAGUGAAGGAGAAGGAGGGUACUCUGCACAUCCCCAUCUUCCGCACCGGGGACCUGAGCUAUGAGUCCUCUGUCAGGUGCUACACACGGAGCCAGACAGCAGAGGUCACGGAGGACUUUGCAGAGAGGAGGAAUGCAGAGGAGUCUCGCAUCACUUUCUUGAAAGGGGAGAAGGUGAAGAACUGCAGCGUUUAUAUCAGUGAUGACUCUGCCUUUGAACCAGAAGAGCAGUUUCAGGUCUAUCUUGGUAGCCCACUUGGAAACCAUUGGAGUGGAGCUAGGAUUGGAAAGAUGGACAUGGCGACCAUAACUGUCACCAAUGACGAAGAUGCACCCACCAUUGAGUUUGAAGAAGCUGCGUACCAAGUAAGGGAGCCGCCUGGCCCGGAGGGUGUCGCUGUUAUAAAUGUCAAGGUCGUCCGGAGAGGGGAUCAGAACAGGACCUCAAAAGUCCGCUGUAGCACCCGCGAUGGCUCAGCUCAGGCCGGAGUGGAUUACUAUCCCAAGAGUCGAAUGCUCAAAUUCAGCCCAGGUGUGAACCACAUCAUAUUUAAGGUGGAGAUCAUGUCCAAUGAAGACCGGGAGUGGCACGAGUCCUUUUCUCUGGUGCUGGGUCCAGAUGAUCCGGUGGAAUCUGUUCUUGGAGAUAUCAGCACUGCAAUAGUGACUAUUUUGGAUCAGGAGGCAGCAGGGAGCCUGAUUCUACCAGCACCUCCCGUGGUCGUCACCCUGGCUGAUUAUGACCGUGUGGAAGAAGUGACCAAGGACGGUGCUAAGAAAUCCCCUUCCCCAGGCUAUCCGCUCAUCUGUGUCACUCCUUGUGACCCUCACUUCCCCAAGUACGCGGUCAUGAAGGAACGCUGCAGCGAGGCUGGCAUCAACCAGUCUUCGAUACAGUUCAGCUGGGAAGUAGCAACCCCCACGGAUGGGAAUGGAGCCAGGUCGCCUUUUGAAACCAUCACUGACAACACACCGUUCACUAGCGUCAACCAUAAGGUGCUGGACAGCAUUUACUUCAGCCGACGGUUCCACGUGCGCUGUGUGGCCAAGGCUGUGGACAAGGCUGGCCAUGUGGGGACCCCCCUGAGGAGCAACAUGGUUACCAUAGGCACAGACAGUGCCAUUUGUCACACUCCUGUGGUCGCAGGGACGGCCCGAGGUUUCCAGGCACAGUCAUUCAUUGCCACUCUGAAGUACCUGGAUGUCAAGCACAAGGAGCAUCCCAACAGAAUCCACAUCUCGGUGCAGAUCCCGCAUCAGGAUGGUAUGCUGCCCCUCAUCUCCACCCUGCCGCUGCACAACCUGCAUUUCCUUCUCUCCGAGUCUAUCUACAGGCACCAGCAUGUCUGCUCAAACCUGGUCACCGUUAGAGACCUCAGAGGCAUCUCAGAGGCAGGGUUUCUGGAUGAAGUGACCUACGACAGCAUCAUUCUCGGUCCUGGCUAUGACCGCCCUUACCAGUUUGACCCCACAGUGAGAGAGCCGAAGACGAUCCAGCUCUAUAAGCACCUCAACCUGAAGAGCUGCAUUUGGACUUUUGAUGCUUAUUACGACAUGACUGAAUUAAUUGAUGUCUGCGGAGGCUCUGUCACCGCUGACUUCCAGGUGCGGGACUCUGCUCAGUCCUUCUUAACAGUCCACGUCCCACUCUACGUGUCCUAUAUUUACGUGACGGCGCCGAGAGGUUGGGCUUCUCUUGAGCAUCACACAGAGAUGGAGUUCUCCUUUUUCUACGAUACUGUUCUCUGGAGGACGGGGAUUCAGACGGACAGCGUUCUCUCAGCCCGGCUGCAGAUAAUCAGGAUCUACAUCCGCGAGGAUGGCCGGCUGGUUAUCGAGUUCAAGACACAGGCCAAGUUCCGAGGGCUUUUUGUAAUGGAGCACCACAGCCUGCCAGAUGUCAAGUCUUUUUUAAUGACUCCAGACCACCUGGGAGGGAUCGAAUUUGACCUGCAGCUGCUGUGGAGCGCACAGACUUUCGACUCUCCCUACCAGCUCUGGAGAGCAACCAGCUCCUAUAACAGGAAGGACUACUCUGGAGAGUACACGAUCUUCUUAGUCCCCUGUACUGUGCAGCCCACGCAGCCGUGGGUAGAGCCUGGAGACAAGCCCCUGCCCUGCACGGCUCACGCUCCUGAGCGAUUUUUGAUCCCGAUUGCCUUCCAGCAGACAAACCGCCCAGUUCCUGUCGUCUACUCCCUAAACACGGAGUUUCAGCUCUGUAACAACGAGAAGGUGUUUCUGAUGGACCCCACCAAAUCCGAAAUGUCUCUGGCAGAAAUGGAUUACAAGGGGGCUUUUUCAAAGGGGCAAAUCCUGUACGGCCGCGUGCUCUGGAACCCCGAACAAAACCUAAAUGCUGCUUACAAACUGCAGCUGGAAAAAGUCUAUCUGUGUACGGGCAAGGAUGGCUACGUGCCUUUCUUUGACCCAACGGGCACCGUCUAUAACGAGGGGCCCCAGUAUGGCUGUAUUCAACCCAACAAGCACCUGAAACACCGAUUUCUCCUUUUGGACCGAAACCAACCAGAAGUGACGGAUAAGUAUUUCCACGAUGUGCCUUUCGAUGCCCACUUCGCUUCCGAACUGUCCGAGUUUCAUUCGGUAAGCAGCAUGCCCGGAGUCGAUGGAUUUACUCUCAAGGUGGAUGCUCUCUACAAGGUGGAAGCUGGACACCAGUGGUACCUCCAAGUCAUCUACGUAAUUGGCCCAGAGAGCAUGGCAGGGCCUCGCGUUCAGCGAUCCCUCACUCGCCGCUGGAAACGCGGCCGCAGGGACUUGGUCGAUAGCGACGGGAGGCUGAUGCUGGAUGACUCCUUAAUCUACGACAACGAGGGCGACCAGAUCAAGAACGGCACCAACAUGAAGUCGCUGAUCUUGGAGAGGGAGGAAGCCGCCGUCGCAGCCUCCUUAUCUCAAACGGGCGCUUCCCUGGGGAGCGCCUUCGCUGCCAUCGCCCUGCUGCUGCUGGUGCUUUCGGGAGUUUGCCUCCUCGCCAGGAAGUGUCGAAAGCUGCGGAGGAAGCGGGAGGCUGCCAGAGCCGCCCCGGAGGAGCAUCCCCUGAACACCAAGGUGGAGCUGGGGGGGGGGGGGGAGGCCCCCCCCAGCCGGUACUGCACCGUGAGGAACAUUAAUAUAUUGAGGGAAACCGGGGGCGUCUGCGAGGGGAAAGGCAGGAAGGUGAAGCAGGUGAACUUGGAAGUCAAAGCCCACAGCAAUUUGCACGACGGAACAGAAGUCUAAAGGAGCGCACACUUUGGUUUGGUAAAAGCCUUUUAUA